CCGUGAAAUAUCACACAGCUGUUUCAUUGAAUCGAUUGAUCGAUUUGAUUGACGGAUCGAAACCCGUCGGGGAAAGGUUCGCCGAGAAAAGUGACAGUGUCAAAAAUGUUUCCCAUUUAAAUCGCGUUGGUUUCAGAGGUCAAUUCUAAUUCUACUACCAGAUUCCAAAGGUGCCUCCAAUAUGGUGAAAUCAUUAUCAAUCAUGAACUUUGCCAAACAUAUGAUCGUGGUGACAUUAUUGGUUGGAAUUGAAACAACGCUCGGUCAGAUUGGUGACCCCCAUCCUGCUGCUUCCUCUUUCUCCGGAUGCAAAAUAAAAUGGCCCCUAAAUGGAGGCUGCUAUGCCAAGCUCACUGUCCUCGUUCAAGCGGGCCAGUGUUGGGCCAAUGCACGCAUCGCCAAUCAAAAAUCGGCAUAUUUUGUCCCUGUCCCGCCCACUACCCCUGGUUAUAAUUCACAAGGGGGCCCAUAUGGUAUAUGUACAGGUUGUAAUUGGGUCCCGAAACCAGCGGAUCUAGUCGCCUCGAACAACCCGGCAGACUUUUGUUUCUUCUGGCACGACGCGGCCCACCCUGUGCCGGCUCCUGGCAAACCGACCAUCCCAAUGCCGAUAAUAUGUCCCUCCAACUUGAACCCCUGCCCAUCGUUGAACUGGUAUGAGCCAGGCAACAAAUUGGGUAUGUACGGAGACUGGAAGUCGGCUUACGAGGGUGUAUGGUUCGGCCCUAGGGACAAACCGCCAUCAUAUAAGGCAUUGUAUUGUAAUGGGCUGAAUUUGGGAUGCGAAACGCUUACGAAUCGUGAUUUCCAGUUCCCGAGAAUAGUCGGCAAGUGUGACGUAACUAAAUGCAGGCCCAGAUCAUAACACCAACUAUCAGUCAGAAUUCCUAAAGAAUCCCACAGUAUGAUGAAAAUUUCAGAGUUUUGAAUGACGCUCGUCAUAAUCCUCCAUAUUAUAAUUAGUGCAGAAAAACUACAGAAAAUCUGUCAUUUCGUUACCACUUGUGUACGUAUCGAAACAGUUAAAGUAUAAAAAAAUAUAAAAAAUAAAAUAUACGACAGAAUCUAUCAUAGAGUCAGGAUUCGGGAUUGACAUGCGAGUCGGAAAUCUAUUCCCGAGAGUAUCUUCCAUUUUGGGUUGUACACUGACUCGCUUGGACUGUCCUUGGCGUGUAUGUGAUGAAUAAUACCUUACCAGUAUGUGUUGAAAAUAAUUGAAAAUGUAGAAAAGAAGAAAUAACUUGAUGAUGAUCAGAGCAUGGCUUUAGAAAAGAAAUGCCAUGGUUUACUAUGUCUUUAUCCUUCUUCAAUAUUCUCAAUUGAGUUUUAGAGUAUAUUUGAUGUAUCAGUCUGUAUAUUUCACAAAUAAAUAAAGAAUAAUGUACUCA
Bemisia tabaci is the source of this 1388-nucleotide messenger RNA. RefSeq lists its product as uncharacterized. The record is from RefSeq and is a predicted model, not a curated record. NCBI's taxonomy places the organism in Eukaryota, Metazoa, Arthropoda, Insecta, Hemiptera, Aleyrodidae.